AUGGCCCGAAAACCAAAACGUGAUGGUCCCGGAAAAAGAGGACAGGAAGUGGUUAUGCAUUUCGAGCAUCCCGACGGAUUCAAUCCAACCGACAAAAUCUACAAAACGUGCUGCUGUCACACAAAGACUUUCACAAUUGUGAUGGGCAUUUUCGAAAUAUUCACAAUCUGCUUUUUGCUUGUUGCUGGUGAGUUGAGGUUGUUCAAACUUUGUUUCUAUUUCUGAACCUUUUUUUUUUUGAAAACAGAAGUAAAUUACUCAUUCGAGCGUACUAUUCAAAAGUUCAUGUACAUAGAAUCUCAGACUCAUAACCCCUCUCAUUAGAAUUCCCAAUUGGUUUCUCCCUACUCUCAUCUUCUGAUUUUAGGAAUCAUGUUUGAUUUCUAGAAUAACUUUGAAAGUUUCAGUCCUCCCAGACGUCACCACUCGUAUCUGCGACAAGUUGACAAACGAAACAUUCAUCGCAUUACCGCUGGAAAAUUUCGAACUUGAGUGAGUUUCAACUGAAGGUAAAUGUGACACAAUUUUGAAUUUGCAGGGAUAUCCGCAAUGUGACGUAUGUCAGCAACGCCUUGUGCAACAAUAAUAUGUGGUGUCUUCUUUGGGCACUUGUGCAGGUAUCAAUUAUAUACGCUUACUAAUGCAAACAAAGCUUUUCCAGAUUAUGGCGGUGAAUUGCAUGUUCUACGGAAUGAAAACUAUUCGCUACUGGCUUUUCAUCCCCCACUUCAUUUUCCGGUAAGUAAUCUCCUUACUCUUUGUGGCCAUUUGUUCAAUUUUGUCUAUAUUUAGAAUAAUUUGCAUCGGAAUCAUUGCUCUAAUUAUCAGUUGGAUCACAUACAAAGCUAUAGGUGAAAACGCGGAUGAACAUCUCGCCUACAUAAUCACAAUCAUUGGUUUUUCACUUUUCGAAUUAGGAACUCUCUAUGCAACUGUGAGUUCAUCCAGAAAAAGAAAAGAAGAAUAUGUAGUUGUUUUGCAGUGGAUGGAAAUUCGAUGUGCGCAAUUUGUGAAAAAGUCACGUGAGACGGGCUUCUCGAUCAGCGUUGCCAGACCACUCGGACCGGCUACCAUUUCGCUGACCGAGAAUCAAGGAUCAGCUGAGCCACCUCAGGUAACAUUCGGUUUUAUGCUUAAAGGAGUCUGUUUCUGAUACCAUCUUGAGCACUACUCUUUUUAUUCUUUAAAACGAUGCACUUUCUGUUCAGGACCGCAUCCUGCCGCCCCUUCGAGGCCGCAACCAGAGCAACUACAUUGUCCAGGACACACCAGCUCCGCAGCCAGGACUCCCUAAUGGAAGUGAGGCUGUUUUUGUUUUGAACUCUCAUGAAACAAAUGUUGAUUAUCCUUUCAGCUCAUAACUGA
Caenorhabditis sp. 36 PRJEB53466 is the source of this 1365-nucleotide messenger RNA. The record is from the annotation of a GenBank genome assembly. Lineage: Eukaryota; Metazoa; Nematoda; Chromadorea; Rhabditida; Rhabditidae.